AGAGAGACAUCUGUAAUGCAGGCACCGCGUGGAUCGUUGGAAGAGAUCAGCAGGAUGGUGGAAGCCCAGGCGAACGUUAUUGAGCAACAGCAGCAUCGCCUGCAACAUCUGGAACGAAUCGUGUCUGAAUUUCGCAUAGCUUGUUCGGCUGGAGACAACAGCAGCAACCCUGCUGAUGACGAUGAUAAUGAUGGUGACGGUGGUGAUGAUUGUGCCGCUGCUGAUCAUGAUGAGGCUCAUGGUGGUGCUGCUGCUACUGAUGAAGGAGGAGGUGGUGGUGGUGGUCGUGGUGAUAAUAACAAUGAUGAUGGCAAUGAUGAUGAUGAUGGCGGUGAAGAUUCAAGCUGUGCCUUGGUUCACGACGGAGUCGCCCGGAACAGUGCAACCACAGAAAACGCCACGCUGCCCUCCUUCCAGCGACUUAAACCCGAAAGAUCUCUGGGCACCUUGCACCAGUUUUGCUGCCCGGUGCCACCCAAAGCUGCCGUCCUCACAAACUCUCCCAUGCGUUGCAGAGACUCCGACUCCAUGCAUCAGUUCUGCUGCGCAAAGCCAAGCGCUUCGGACGCCUUAAACAGCACUAGCCCGGACUCGGAAUUCGCCAGUGGAAAUGCCACGGACGCCUGUCCCGAGGAUCCGAUCGAGUUCCCCGGCGAGGCUCCGUCGAGCCUCCACCCAUUGUCGACCGAUCUGCAGUCUGCCGCCCCUAAGACGACGACGUCCGACCGCUGCCCCCGGACGGUCACAUCACACCUCGCCUGCCCCUUCACCCUGACCCCCAAAUCAACCUCGUCGAACACUUCUUCAUCAUCGUCGUCAUCGUCGUCGUCCUCAUCCACGCCCUCCUCGACGUUUUUUGCGCUGUCGCCCGCGACGUCGUACCGCCUGGUGGAACCGGAGCACCGCCCCGCGGGAACGCAGCGGCGCCUCAGCCUGCAGCAGCCAAGGAGGCCGCUGUGGUUCGACGAGCCGGGGGUCAGCGGGGUUACCGUGCGACGCAAACACUCGCUCGCGGGCAUCCCCUACGAGCUGUCGAUGGACCUCCAGGCCAAGCAGACCGAGGUGCUGGAGAGACGCUACGGGGGAUACGCGGAGAGCCGGCGCGCCGCUCGCACUAUCCAGGCCGCCUUCCGGCAGCACCAGAUGCGCAAGCAGUUCGAGCGAAUCCGCAUGUCGUCGAAGGGGGGCGGCAGCUCAAGCACCCCCUCCCCAUCCCCCACGGCUCGCACAGCCAAUCAGCGCGGUGCCCGCGACACUCCCGGUGGUGGUGGCGGUGGUGGUGGCGGUGGUGCAGCGGAAGGUGGUGGCGGAGACGCGGCUGAUAUUGGAGGUGGCGGCGGUGGUGGCGGUGGUAUUGAUUUUGGCGCUGACAGUGGCAGAGGUGGCGGUAGUGGCGAUGUAGGUGGUGCUGAUGGUAGUGGCAAUGACUGCAACAGUGGAGAUUGUGGUGACAACGACAAAGGUGGUGGUGGUGUAGAUGGUGAUGGUGACCAUCACGCUACGACUGUUCCAGCUGAAUCAAGGACAUCGCCUGCAGCUGUGGAAGAUCUCUGCUUAGAUCAAAAUUCCCUGCAUUCCAAUGAACAUGCGAGCAGCAAAGAUUUGCAAAACCUCGAUGGAACAGUUUUGAAAGGCAAGGACAUCAUCGAGGCUCCCGUCAACAGGCCAGGUGAUGUCUGCCACGCCAGCGUCGUCAGUAACUUGAAAACAGAUGAACGGAGCGGCAAUCACGUGGAAGGCAAUGAUCAUGACGACGACGACGACGACGAUGACACGGAAGGUGACAGAGGAGAGAGCAAUGGAGUGGCAGACUCCUUCAUCAAGGUGACCCUGUUUAUCGAUGAGGACACGCUGGUCCCACCGGGCCGCGACGAGGUUUGCGUGACCCGUCCCGACGAUGGACCGGAGAGCAGCGAUGGGUUGCAAGCGAGCGAGGAGCAGUGCAUCAUCGGAGGAAGCUGUGCGAUUCCCAGUGACAAGCCGGAGCCCUCCAUGAACGUUGUGGAUCAGAGGAACCGCGAGCGCCGCACUCCGAAAACGAGCAGCAGGGAUUUCGGCGUUGUCACGGACAAAGUGCCGAUGCACUGCCUGCUAAGCCGCGAAGGAGAGGAGUUGUUGGCGGCGGUGAAGGAAGUUGACGAGACCGCCGCGGGCGAUGCCGACAAAGUUACGGAAGCUGAAAAACCGGCAGAUCGAGCGGGUGAAAGGGAUGACAACGCGGGCAGCGGAACGACGCAGGAAUGUAACGCCCGGCAAUGUGUCGCCGUGAACCAGGGCCUUUACAAUGGCAAGUCGCCGCGUGGGAACAUCCAAGACUUCACCGGCGUCAACGGGAGCGACGGAGGCAAUGACGACGAGGGAGAUGACGGAGACGAUGGCGACGGCGAGGAUGAUGACGGUGACCUGUGCGCAGAGGGCAACACGGGCUCGUCGGCCGUGCGGCGAGAUGACGAAGAGGAGGGGAGCACGUGUCGAACCGAGGAGGGCUCCUCGCUGUGUUCGUCGGUGGCUACGGCACCGGCGACGACGACGACGGGAGGAGGAGGAGGAGGUAUGGCGGUCGUGGACCAGGGAGUGGAGUCGCUGGAUUUCCUGGACGAGGUGGAGACGAUACCGCGGGACGGGGGCCUCCAGGGGUGGGACACAAGCAGCGUCGCGGCGCAGCGCAAGCGUCAAUACCGCGUGGGCCUCAACCUCUUCAACAAGAAGCCUGAGAAGGGCCUCGCAUUCCUCGUGUCACGGGGCUUCGUGGGCGCCACUGCGUCGGCGGCCGCUCACUUCCUGCUGCAGCGCAAGGGCCUCAGUCGCCAGAUGAUCGGCGAGUUCCUGGGCAACCGGCAGCGGCCGUUCAACCGCGACGUCCUCGAGUGCUUUGUGGACGAGAUGGACUUCUCAGGCCUGGAGCUGGACGAGGCUCUGCGACUGUUCCAGACGCACGUGCGACUGCAGGGAGAGGCACAGAAGGUGGAGCGGCUUGUGGAGGUCUUCAGCCGGCGCUACUGCGCGUGCAACCCGGCGGUGGUGUCGUCGCUGUGCAGCGAGGACACGGUGUUCGUGCUCGCCUUCGCCAUCGUGCUGCUCAACACCGACAUGUACAGCCCCAGCGUGCGGCACGACCGCAAGAUGCGCCUCGACGACUUCAUCAAGAACCUGCGCGGCGUGGACGACGGGGAGGACAUCCCGCGAGACUUCCUCGUCGGGAUCUACGAACGGAUCCGCAAGCAGGAGCUGGCCACCGACCCGGAUCACGUGACCCAGGUGGUGGCGGUGGAGGCCACCAUCGUGGGGCGCCGGCCGGUGCUGUCGCUGCCCCACCGGCGCCUCGUGUGCCUGUGCCGGCUGUUCGAGGUGCCCGACGUGACACGAGCGCAGAGGGCCGGGCUGCAUCAGCGUGAGGUCUUCCUCUUCAACGACCUCCUCGUGGUGACUAAGAUUUUGCAGCGGCGAAAGCAGGGCAGCACGUACAGUUUCCGGCAGGCGUUCAGCCUCUAUGGGAUGCAAGUGCUGCACUUUGAAAAUCAAUACUACUCGUACGGCCUGUCGCUGGUGUCGGCCGCCCCCGGGCUCGACGUCAGUACGCUGGGCAACUUCGCCGUGCCGAGCCUAGAGGACCGCUGGCGCUUCUCGCGCGAGCUCCAGGAAUGCAUCUCCGAGGUGCACGAGAUGGACCGCGUGCGCAUCGAAGCCGAGCUGGAGAAGCAGAACAUGGUGGUCCGGCCGCCUCCUUCCCCGGGCCGCGAUGGCAAGGGGGGGCAGCACCAGGGCAGCCUGGGCAGCGUCCCGCGGGGCAGCCUCGACGAUAGCUGCAUCCCGGCGGCGGAGGAGCGGCCGUCCAUGAGGAGGGGCAACCUCAGCGGCUCCCUGCGGGACCUCGCCGAUGGAGACUCAUGCGAAAGCAUCAUCACCAUGGACUGCACCGACAAGGACUCGCAGUUUUCUCAAAGCAAGAAACUUCCUCGGAGCGCCGGAACGACCUCGCGGUCUCGCCUCACCCAUUCUUCCUCCUUCCGCCUCGGCAACAUCUUCGGCUCGCUCCGAGGGAAGCCCACGCAGAGGCAGGCCCGGCAGCCGCUGCCCCAGGCAUUCCGUGCGGCCGACGCGUGAUUGCUUCCCACCCCUUCCCCCUCCUUUCGUGCGCUGCCACUC
Lethenteron reissneri (Far Eastern brook lamprey) is the source of this 4146-nucleotide messenger RNA. Its product is annotated as IQ motif and SEC7 domain-containing protein 3-like. The record is from RefSeq and is a predicted model, not a curated record. Gene Ontology annotation, molecular function: guanyl-nucleotide exchange factor activity. Gene Ontology annotation, biological process: regulation of ARF protein signal transduction; actin cytoskeleton organization. NCBI's taxonomy places the organism in Eukaryota, Metazoa, Chordata, Hyperoartia, Petromyzontiformes, Petromyzontidae.